UUCCGCUGGCUCUGUGAUAGGCUGGUUCCGAAGGAGUUGCAGGAGGCAGAGGUCGUGAAGACAAGAUUGAAGCAUGGCGGCUCUAGUAAGGAGCUUAGUGAGCUUCCCACUUAAAUACAAUGGUUAUGUUCGUCAUCGUAUUGUAUCUUCCAGAUCGAUGGCCUCUAAAGCAACAGUGGGAUUUGUUGGACUGGGUAACAUGGGUAAUCCAAUGGCACAGAAUCUCAUAAAGCAUGGCUACCCCAUUAUUGCUACUGAUGUCUUCCCAGAAUCGUGCAAAGCAAUACAGGAUUUAGGAGCACAGAUCGUGGACUCUCCUGUUGAAGUGGCUGAACGAGUUGAUCGAGUUAUAACCAUGUUACCAUCAAGUCCAAAUGUGAUUGAAGUGUUUACUGGUGUCAAUGGCAUUUUGAAGAAAGUCAAGAAGGGAUCAUUGCUCAUAGAUUCGAGCACUAUUGACCCUGUAGUUUCUAAGGAAAUAGCCAAAGCAGCAGAAAAGACUGGAGCGUUAUUCAUGGAUGCGCCUGUAUCAGGAGGUGUUGGUGCUGCUCGAGCUGGCAACCUCACAUUCAUGGUUGGCGGAUUGGAAGAAGAAUUUAAUGCAGCUAAAGAAUUGCUGAGCUGUAUGGGAACCAAUGUGGUUUACUGUGGAGGGGUUGGAACAGGACAGGCAGCAAAGAUCUGUAACAACAUGCUCCUCGCCAUUAGUAUGAUCGGAACUGCUGAAACAAUGAAUCUAGGAAUCAGGAUGGGGCUUGACCCGAAGCUUCUGGCGAAAAUUCUGAAUAUGAGCUCGGGUCGUUGCUGGUCAAGUGAUACCUACAACCCGGUACCAGGAGUGAUGGAUGGUGUGCCUUCUGCUAAUGAUUACCAAGGUGGAUUUGCUACAGCCUUAAUGGCAAAGGAUCUAGGAUUGGCACAAAACUCUGCCACAAACACUAAAACCCCUGCACUAUUGGGAUCAUUGUCUCAUCAGGUUUACAGGAUGAUGUGUGCACGAGGUUACACACAGAAAGAUUUCUCAUCAGUGUUUCAGUUCCUGCGUGAAGAAGAAAACUUAUAAACCAGUCCCGCUUCAAAAUGCAUCUUGGAAAAUGUAGUCUUGAGAGUUUGUCAAUGAAUGGUCAACUAACUUCAGUUAUCUAACGUAACAAAGACAGUAAUAGCCUCAAAUCAUGAUCCCAAUGUUACUGGCAAGUUUCCUAAAGAAUGUGCACCCAGAAGUCGCUAUAUUAACUGUGGGAUUAGAUAAUAAAAACAUUUUGAAACUGGAUUGCAAACUAGAUGAUCAGGAAGAUUUAAGGUAUGAGCCUGUUACAUAUUAUGUAGUCUGUUGAUUUGUUACAGAGGGGAAGGUAAGGAAUUAACUUUUUGUUUUAAACUUUGAGUUUCAAUGCCAUGUCAAGUAUUGAUAUGUAAUGAAUUUUCAUUUUACCUUUGAAUUUUGUUUCCCUGGAUCAUAAAUUGAUCAGAGUCAAUUACAUAUUAUAAAUGUAAUAUAACUACUAUUUUUUCUUUAAAUAUUAAAUUAAAAUGUAAUGAUAAAUUGAAAUAAAAUUAUAUUAAUCA
Messenger RNA from Amblyraja radiata (thorny skate), 1569 nucleotides. RefSeq names its product 3-hydroxyisobutyrate dehydrogenase, mitochondrial. Gene Ontology annotation, cellular component: mitochondrion. Lineage: Eukaryota; Metazoa; Chordata; Chondrichthyes; Rajiformes; Rajidae. Bases 74 to 1063 code for a protein of 329 amino acids. Gene Ontology annotation, biological process: L-valine catabolic process. The transcript is spliced from 8 exons. Gene Ontology annotation, molecular function: NAD binding; 3-hydroxyisobutyrate dehydrogenase activity; NADP binding. The record is from RefSeq and is a predicted model, not a curated record.